Messenger RNA from Penicillium manginii, 1791 nucleotides. RefSeq lists its product as uncharacterized. The record is from RefSeq and is a predicted model, not a curated record. The transcript has 4 exons. Gene Ontology annotation, cellular component: membrane. Bases 1 to 1791 code for a protein of 596 amino acids. Gene Ontology annotation, molecular function: dipeptide transmembrane transporter activity. Gene Ontology annotation, biological process: transmembrane transport. Lineage: Eukaryota; Fungi; Ascomycota; Eurotiomycetes; Eurotiales; Aspergillaceae.
AUGGCGUCUCCACUGGUUGAUGAUGAUGAGGGAUGCGAGCAAGUCUCACUUCAAUCGACUCACAACCAUGUUGGACCUCUUGUCCCUCCCAGUGAUGAGAAAAAGACUGUGAAUUCUACCCUGAAUGAAGCCAACAGCGACCCUUUGGAGGACCAGUAUCCACCUCCCACCGAUGAGGAAAAUCGAACUCUUCGAAAAGUCUCCGCGAAUGUUCCCCUCGUCUCGUUUUCUCUGUGUCUUGUCGAAUUUGCCGAGCGUGCCUCCUACUAUGGCGCAAGGACAGUUUUCGCCAACUUCAUCGAAUUUCCUCUACCCAAUGGGGGAAAUGGAGCUGGAGCGCCUCCACGUGGAACCCAACAGACGGCCGGAGCCUUGGGCAUGGGGUUACAAGCCAGCAGUGCUCUAACUCUGCUCUUCAGUUUCCUCGCAUACGUUAUUCCAUUGUUUGGAGGCUGGUGGGCUGAUGUUCACAUUGGAAGAUACAAAGCAAUCAUGGUGGGUGUUCUCAUCUGCGGUUUGGCGCAUAUCAUUCAGCUUGUAGGCGCCAUCCCCUCCGUACUGCAGAAGGGACAAUCACACGCAGCACCACCCUUUAUCAUCGGUCUUCUCUUGCUCGCCUUCGGCGCUGGAAUCUUCAAACCGAACAUUAUCCCAACGGUCCUCGACCAGAAUCGCCACCAGCGGCCAUAUACGAAGCAGCUGAAAUCAGGCGAGAAGGUGAUCGUGGACCCGCCCAUCACGAUGACGAGAACUACGCUUAUUUUCUAUGGCUUUGUCAACGUCGGCGCUUUCUACAUGCUUCCUUGUACCUAUUCCGAGAAGUAUGUUGGAUACUGGCUGUCCUUCCUCCUCACGGCGGUCAUUUACCUCAUGCUACCGUUGCUGCUCCUGGGCAUGUACACGCGAACGUACAAGCAGCCGCCUAGUGGGACAGCAGAUUUCAUUCAGGCAUUGUCGAUUACUAAAACAGCCCUCAUUCAAAGUCGAUUCCGGAUCUGGCACAAAGACUUUUGGGACUUCGCGCGAUCGCCCCAUCUUGAGAGCAAAGGUCUUUCAACUCGAUGGACGGAUGAUGCUGUCAGCGAUGUUUCCCGAGCAAUGACUGCAUGCGACAUCUUCUGCUUCUUCCCAAUCUAUUAUCUGUCCGGGGGCAUAGGCUCGGUGCAGGCGAACCAAGGUGCCGCUAUGAUCACCAACGGCGUACCCAACGAUGUGCUGGACAACUUCAACGCGUUAACUUUGAUAACCGCGGUCCCCACUUUGACUUUCAUUAUCUAUCCGAUGAUGAACAGACGCAACAUCAAGUUUGGCCCUAUCAGUCGAAUGACCCUUGGGUUCAUUCUAGCAGUUCUCAGUGGUGUCUGUGGCGCCCUGGUACAGUGGCAGGUCUACAAGCAGUCUCCUUGUGGAUAUUCUGCUUCGACCUGCGAUCGAGUUGCCCCCAUCUCCAUCUGGUGGCAGCUCCCCACCACCAUUCUCAGUGCGUUGAGUGAAUGCUUCUGCAAUGUGACCGCCUAUGAAGUUGCCUAUUCCCGAGCCCCGAAAAGCAUGAGAGGUACAGUGGUUGCCGUAUACCUGUUCAUGAGCGCUCUCUCCAGUGCUCUUGGCGAAAUCAUGAUUCCUGUCACGAAGGACCCCUGGCUUAUCUGGAUCUGGGCUGCGCCUCCUAUUACACUUUUUCCACAAACCAUGAUCUUCUGGUAUCGCUUCCAUCACAUUGACAACGAUAUCUAUGCUGCUGCUACUGCCAGUGUGGCUGAGGAGAAGGUUAAAGAAGGAACGCUCGUCUAG